AAGACAACACAUAGAAUUACGCAAGAAGGAGGUGAAAACGAUAAAAUGGAUGUCACCACGUCUCUGUUUUUAAUAACAUUGACUGUUCAUUUUUCCGCAAGUCAUGUGACCAACCCUGAAAAUGAUGAUUGGCAGACGACAACGGAAGCCCGCCUAUCUUCUCUGGAGAGGAAUCUACAACAGUACAUGAAAAUCAAUGACCAACUCCUGAAGGAAAAUCAGGCCCUAAAGACAUUGGUGGAAGACAACAACAGAAGAAACACUGAGUUGUCGAUAAAGGUUGAAAAUCUUGAAAGAACUGUCAGUGGUAUUCAGAACAACCGGAAGAAUGUCCAAAUACGUCCCCAGACAGCAAAUCUCUCGAAAAGUUUUAGUGGAAGCCAGAAUUACCGACAUGCACAAAGAGAACUAUCCAAAAAUCGAACAAAGAACUAUGGAAUGGGUCAACAAUUUGCAAUUAAAGAGUCAGGAAAAAGAAUAGUUUCAAGAACCCCUGAUUCUACUGUAGAGAACGUAGCUCUCCAUGCCUACAUGUCAACAGAUACAGCUUCUAGUCUUCAUGAACAUCACACUUUGAUCUUUGACACAGUCAAGGUCAACAAAGGUCAAGGUUAUCACAAGGACGAUGGUAUAUUUAUUUUGCCGAGAUCAGGAGUUUAUGUUUUUGCAUCGACCGUUGCAGAAAUAAACGGAGGCUUUGCCUCUGUGAGAUAGUCGUCAAUGGGCAAAUUGUUGGAUCUGUCUUUGCUCAUGGCGAUCCUACAAAUUGGGACGAAGGAGCUGGUCUUAUUAUUGUCGAAGGGAAUGUUGGAGAUCAUGUCUAUAUUCGUAUGCAUGAAAACGGAUGGGGUGUGGUAAACAGUAAUGGCAGAGCACGAACGUCUUUCUCAGGAUGGCGUCUCUUUUAAUUUUCUGACGU
Saccostrea cuccullata (small rock oyster) is the source of this 919-nucleotide messenger RNA. RefSeq lists its product as uncharacterized. Bases 46 to 714 code for a protein of 222 amino acids. NCBI's taxonomy places the organism in Eukaryota, Metazoa, Mollusca, Bivalvia, Ostreida, Ostreidae. The record is from RefSeq and is a predicted model, not a curated record. The transcript is spliced from 2 exons. Gene Ontology annotation, molecular function: protein binding.